AUGGGUAGAAGACGUGGUCGUGAUUUUGGUUACGGAGGAUAUGACUGGAGAUAUAACAACUACGGAUACGUUGGCGACAGUCGUCGUGGUCGCGGAAAUUGCCGUGAAGUGAAGAAUAUCUGUCGUGCACCAGUUGGACAAUAUCCGGAAACAGCAGAAAACACAGUAGUGUAUGAAUGCAUAAAGAGUUCUUCUGAGAUGCAGAAGAAUGAGCCAAAAAUACCAUGUGCAAUUAACAAUGAUUUCGCAGAAAAUGAUGCAAAAGAGCUUGAAAUUGUAUCCGCUACAAAUACUACAAAUACUGAAACAACCGAUGAGUUAACCAACCCAGUCACGCAAGAUAUUGAAUUGGGAAGCGAAAAGGACUUUAAUGGCAAUACGAUUUUAUUGUCCAGGGAUAAAAGUAAUGUCGUCAGAGAAAGCUGUAUUGUCGAUCGUCGUCUAUAUUUGUGUCCACAGCGAAAUGAGACAUCAUUAAGAGUUCGGAGUGAAUUGGAUCUUUUGGACCCAUUGCGUAAUGUGGGCAAAUCGGAUAGUGCAAAAACAAAGGGAACUAAUGCUGAUCCAUCUGAUCCAUCAUGGAGCUCUUGUUUCGAGCUUCACCUCAAUGGUGAUGAAUCUCAAAAUUCGAAUGUCAGCAGGCCAAAAACUACCUCGACAUCAUUGGAAGUUCUUCAUAAUGGAGAAAACUCUGUUCUAAAUGUUACUCGAACUUUGAGCAUUUCUGGACAAAAACUUGCUUCUGUAUCGGACGAACACUUCUAUAUUGAGUUAAGCGACGAUGUAGACGAAGUUAAUAAUAAGGGUGAUAUAAACAGGCUUAUAUCAGUUUCCAAAAAAGAUUUAUGCAAUAAUGGUUUGUAUGAUGAGACUCAUCGAACCUCUGACAAUUGUCUUGAUGCUGUAUGUGGUGAAGUAUCAGCUAAUUCACGCUUUGUGACAAGAUGGAGAAGUUUUUCUUUCUCUGCGCAGAACUGUAAUCAUACUGAGAUAUUCACGACAAGUAAGGAUAAGAACAAUGCAAUUGAUAUUGGAAAAGCUAAAAUAUUGUUGACAGCACAAGGGUAUCAGAAAACACCUUUGUGUCAAUCGCGUGAUUGUAUAUCGUUAACCGAUCGGUCAUCAUCUAAUUUUACUUUUUCAUCUGCGCACAGCAACAAAAGUUUUACUGAUUCUUUUCCUUGGGGUGAUGUUACUUCUUCAGUGGAGUCACAUAUAUCAACACCGAGAAAUAGUGAUGUUGCAACAAAAGAUAAUACAUCAAUGGAUGCAUCGCUUCCUUAUAUGAUGCUACCAGACACCGAUCAUAUAUCAGGAUGUAAUUUCAACCGAACACAAAUUAGCCGUGAAGAAUAUGUUAAAGACAAAACAAAUGUUGAACAAAAAGCAAAAGUCGAAUUGCCCAAAGACGAACUGAAAAAACAUUGCUUUGUCACUCAGCACACUAUUAUUUAUCCUGUAAGUCAUUUGGAAAUGCAGUGUUUUCCGAAUAGUACCUAUCAGUUCAAAUACGAAGAAAAAGAUGAAAAAAGUGUGGACAAGCAAGCAGUUACUUUACGCAGAGAUCAGUGUUCGCAAACUAAGGAACUUGUGGUAACGCAAUCACCAGAGGAUACAAAUCGAGCAGUGUCUGUGUUGAAUACAAUGUUAGAGCGACGUUUAAAUAACAGUGGAAGUCAAAAUGGAUCUUUUACGCAGGAACGAUUAAACAGUUUUUAUUCAACACCACUCGGUUGCCCAAAAUCACCACCACAAAAGAUUUCGAAUUUUCAAAGUUUUACGGUAACCAACAGAUUACAUGACCUUGUUGAUAGAAGUGAUGCUCCAUUACCACAUUCAAAGUGUUUGUCAGUUGGACCUGAGAUGGAUAAAAAAACAGCAACGAUUGUGAAUGAACAGUAUGAACAUAUUGUCAAGGAACCGAAGGAAAUUUUGUUAAAGCAAUAUUGCCAGGAAAAUAGCUCUGAGAAGGCAUCACCAAUAUCAGGUAGCGAAGGACGCUCAACAAUUCGCAAUCGUUUGCCAAGAGGACAAACACGUAAACUCGCGUCUUUGUUUGAAACGAUGAGUGAUGCAGCAAGUGUAGAAAUGUUGCGAGAGAUGGAUCACUUGAAACGCCGUGGUAAGUCAGUUCCGCCGAACAUUAUCAAAAAAACUUGUCACCAAGAGACUGAAGUCAAUACCAGGGAACUUUUUCGAGAUCUAGCAGUUCCACUCAAAACAAAUGAGAUUGAAGGACACUUUAUAAAAGACGAGCAAGUUGUUGAAGCACGCAACGUACGUAGCAUUGUGAAUCGAUUUGAAUCGGUAUCUGACCCAAAUAAGUGUCAAAAUCCACCGCGGACAAUCCAAAUCGAUACAACACCACGAAAACUAAAGAAUCAAAAACGAUAUUCACAGUCACCUUCAUCGCGAUCAGAUGAAUGGAAUGAGUGCUCGGGUCACGGAAGUUCCUCGCACAAUUUGCCGUACGGUAGCACGAGCUGUGCUAACGUCUGGGAUCAACAGCAAUACGAAUUAGGAUUGCGCAGGGGAAUAACUAAUCUGAAACGUUACGAUAGCAGAUACAACAGAGUAACGAAUGAGAUUCUCAGUCAAGACCCGUCCUAUGCUAUGCAAACGCAAAUGCGCCAAAUGAAUUAUAAUCCUGAAGUACAAUCAAGUUGCCGUAUGGAUGUUAUUACCGAUCGUUCGCAAAAACAUAUUUAUGAGGAAAGACUUGAUAAUGAAAUUGUGGAUCACGUUGCUGAAGUAGAAAAAGCGUUUGAUUUCGUCAACAAGACUGAUUCACUAGCAACUCUUGGUCAACAGUGUUCGCAAGAAUCUCUGGCAAAACCUUUAUCGCCGUCUGCAAAAACUAAUUCGAUCUCACUAUACCGUGAUUUGGAAAGAGAAUACCGUAAAUUGCCGAACAAUGACAUUCCUGUUGGUUUUUCUCCAGCUGCUUAUUCGUCAACUCCAUCUGCUGGCGAGCGAUUGGCAACUUAUGAAUACAAAAAUCAAACGAUAAAAACUACUAAACUUGGAGGUCACAUGGUUUCAUCGAAUCCAAUGGCUACUUCCACUCCUCUUGAUGGUUCACCGGCAACUAAUAGUCGCACGCAUACUUCCGCGAGUUAUAUGCUUAAUCGAAGUGGCUUCUCCUCAAUAGCGGCUUCGACAGCGCACGAAAUCGUUCAACUGCAACAGUCAGAUAUAGAGUUACAGACAAUAAAACAAGAAAUAAUGAUCCAAGAGGGUCAGAUUGCACAGGCAUCAUUGGCAUUAACUCACUGUAAGAGGAAUAACAGUUUUAAUGGAACUCUUGUUGAGCUAAGUGCUCAACGUGGUUUGUUACUGGCACGCGAACGACUUCUGGCAUUACGAAAUGAAAUGCAACGUUUGGAAAGACGUCGACUUAUCAAGGAAUCGGUUCCUCCAGUGACGAAACGUAUGCGUGGAGCUAUCGACCUUACAUCAAUUAAUGUUUAUCUUAACCGCAACUUUUGCAUCCGUAAUAUUGAUGAAAAUGUUUCGUACGCUUUCGUUAUCCUUUUGAAAACUGAUGAACAAGUAGAAGCUACGCAAACAGUUACACUAAUGGACACGCGAGCAUUACGUGUUAGCAAAGUUCAUUUUUCUGAUCAAAUUCGUUUCACAAAUCUACCAGUCGAUUUUACAGUGCUGUUGGAGAUCUAUGCUUUGAAAGUUACUGAAAAUCGUCGCUCGGAUGAUUAUUCAUGCAGCAUGCUGAAGAACAAAGCAAAGUCGUUGUUGAGUCCAUCUAAGAAGACAUGUGGUGACGAAUCAGUUGUGGGCUUCUCAGAAUUCACAUGCUGUGGACAUAUCUGUUUGAAUAGGGACACCAUUGGUAUACAAAAAUUCUAUUUGGAUGGAGCAGUUUAUCCACUGGAAGGAACAAUUGAGAUUGACUCUCGCUGCACGACGCUUCCUCCUACCAUUGAAAUCGAUUUCCGAGGAUUCUUGACAAUGUAUCAAGUAAUAUCUGGAUUGGGGUCAUGGGCUAGAUACUGGGCUGUGCUGCGCUGUGGUGUAGUGCAAUUUUGGAAAUAUCCGGAUGAUGAAGCUUCUGAAAAGCCUCCUCUCGCAUGUAUGGACCUUUCGAAAUGUACGGAUAAGGAAAUCAGCCAUGCAUCUCAUGAAAUCUGUUCACGUCCGAAUGCUUUCACCGUCGACCUUUUGGUUCCAACAACACCUUCCCUUAUAGAGAAGAAACGUGUAUUGUUAUCUGCGGAUACGAAGGAGCUUUGCAGUGCUUGGUUGAAUGCACUGAAUGGGACACUGGAGGUGCUUCGUGGAUAG
Brugia malayi is the source of this 4302-nucleotide messenger RNA. RefSeq names its product PH domain containing protein. Gene Ontology annotation, cellular component: actomyosin contractile ring. Lineage: Eukaryota; Metazoa; Nematoda; Chromadorea; Rhabditida; Onchocercidae. The transcript is spliced from 38 exons. The coding region runs from base 1 to 4302 and encodes 1433 amino acids. The record is from RefSeq and is a predicted model, not a curated record. Gene Ontology annotation, biological process: actomyosin contractile ring assembly; septin ring organization; mitotic cytokinesis.